Molecule: messenger RNA, 435 nt
Organism: Symbiodinium sp. CCMP2592
Lineage: Eukaryota; Dinophyceae; Suessiales; Symbiodiniaceae
Source: the annotation of a GenBank genome assembly
AUGGGAAGAGUGCAUCCAUGGAUCGAUGACUGGGAUGAUGACCAGCCCAAGAAGGAAGCAGAGCCCUUGAGCUACAGCUUGGCAGAGAAGUUUGCCGUCGUUGGGGUGCUUGAGACUAUGACUAUCGGCACGCUGAUCUUUGCCGUCCGAAGGAGCAAGUUCCUUCAGAGAAGAGACCUUACGCCAAGGCAAGUGAAUGCAUCGCUUCUGGGCGCUUUCCUGCUCGCACCGGCUUUUAUCCUCAUCCAGAAGGCUUACUAUGACACGCUGAUCGAGUUCCGCGGGCUAAAGCCCGAGCAGCAGAGCAUUGGAAGCUACCUGAACCUGUCCUUGUUGUCGCCAACAAAGUUGACCUGGGACUACGACAAGGUCGUAGCAAUGCCCAAGGUGAAUCCAACCUUGCAUGACACCUGGAAGUGGCAUGAUGAUGAGUGA